AUGGCUCGUACCCAGGAAACCGUUCCAGACCGCUCCGGCGGUUCGAUGCCGGUCGCAUCGCCUAGAAAAGCUUUCGAGGGGGUUGCGCAGUCGCCAAAGAGCUCUCUGAGUACUGCUGUGUGCGAGCUUCAGUCGCAGUCUGCGGAAUUGCAGAAACAACUCUCAAGGCUGAUUGAUGAGAAGGGAAGUGAAGCAGAAUCUGAUGAUCACGAGUCGGAAGACGAUGGUCCUGAUGAAGAGGAUUGCGAGGAAGGGGAGUCCGAGGAAGAGGAUUGCGAGGAAGAGGUAAUAGUCGAAGAGAGUGACGAGGAAGAAGCUGAGUCGGAGACAGAUGAUGAAGAUGCAGAUGACCUGGAAUCCACCGCCCAGUAUGACGAUGAGAAGGAGGGAGACGCGAAGACGACCACUCCGAAGGCUCGCGUUCCACCAGAUCCGACACGGCCGCCUAAGUCUACCCCUGUCCCGAGUACGAAGAAUGUCCCCCAAUACGGUACGAUGCUCAGCGGCGAACGCAAAGUCGUCAAAAGAUGUCUCCUCGACUUCAUUCACGGUCCCGAAGGUGAAUCUGUACCCAUGCGAGACCGCUUCGCCAAGCUCUGCAAACUCCGCGAGAUCAAACUGUUGGAGCGCGAGGAGAGAGGGACUUUCACGACCCGUACCCAUCCCGCUCCCAGGAGCAGGGGGAGUCGGCGAGAAGAGGAAACGUGGAUCCGCAAGACCUUUCUGUCGUAUUUGGCGGGAGCGAAGGACGAGGAUGAGGCAAUGAUGCCGAAUUCCAAAGCAAGCGCCACGCCUGCCAAGAGGGUGCUGAAGAAGGGGCAUGGAAAGGUGGCUUCCCCAAUGUUACCUGCCAAGUACGGAAGCAUGGACAAGGCUGGACAUGAGCGGCGAUACGAUGCCAGUGACGACGACGACGAUGAACAACCGCCGCAUUUCAAAGAGCAGUCUAAUAGUGAAGCUAUGAAGAUGAUGGCUGCCAUGUCGUGGGAAGAUCUGCCGCCGCGAGAUGGGAGGAACGCGACCAGUAGGACCUGGCAGAUCAAGCAAGGCAAGAUGUUGGUCUGGCCUACCCUGGACGACGGGGCUGACGAGUUGCGCUGGAUGCCAAAGCAGGGCACGGGACACUGGGCUUCGUACGAGGGUAUGGAUUUGGACGUCAAGCACGACAUGGCCGAGGAGUACGAGAGGGAUGUCAUAUGCUAA
Lecanosticta acicola is the source of this 1203-nucleotide messenger RNA. Lineage: Eukaryota; Fungi; Ascomycota; Dothideomycetes; Mycosphaerellales; Mycosphaerellaceae. The record is from the annotation of a GenBank genome assembly.